AUGGCGGAUCUAAGUAAUAUCUUAGCUGCUCUCGCUGCACAGAGACAAGGUGGCGCACCCUCACAAGCACCUCCUCCGCCUCUUCCAGGCGCUCCUUACCCUCCACCUCAGUACGCUGCUCCUCCUGGUAGCGCGCCGCCGUACGGACUUCCUCAGCCUAUCAACUCCGGCAGUGUUGACCUUGCGAGCAUAAAACCCGUCAGUUCGGGCUCUGUCAGCAUUGCUGAUGCCAUUGCCAAAGCCCGAGGCAUUGCUGCGGAAAAGGGUCUUUCAUAUGAUCCAAGCAGACCCCCGAUCAACAUAGACUCUCGCUCAGCCAACAGAGGUUAUAGACGCUCGCGAUCACCUUCCCGUUCACCUCCACGAAUGAGCAGAGAAGGCUAUCGUGACAACUACAAUCCUUACCGUGAUGAGAGACGUGGUAAUGAGAGAGGUUUCACCAGAGAACGCUCAUUUUCACCUCGAGGCGGACUGUAUUCCCCUAGAUAUCGAGAUGAUAGGUCACCUGGGCAGGAUCGCGGUGCCGGUGCCGGUGCCUCUACUGGUGCUGAAGGCGAAUCUGAGAUCAUUCCAUUAGAUAAAAGCCUCGUGGGUUUGAUAAUUGGACGCUCUGGGGAGAACCUAAGAAGAGUCGAGAGUACCACAGGAGCUCGUGUACAAUUCAUGGAUGGCCCUGAAGUGGCUGGCACGCAAAGACAUUGCCGGAUCUCCGGUGGGCGAUCAUCAAGAGCAGCGGCCAAGACUGAGAUUUUCAAAAUCAUCGAGGACAACGAGGCGGCAAAAAGAGGCGGGGACAAAUCACGGAACCAAAGCAACAAAGCUGUGGUUCUUCCGACCAAGGAAGGUGAUAGUCUACAGUUGCUUGUACCCGACCGUACAGUGGGCUUGAUCAUUGGAAGGGGUGGGGAGACAAUUCGAGAUUUGCAAGAUCGAAGUGGAUGUCAUGUCAACAUCGUGGGUGAAAACAAGAGUAUCAACGGCAUGCGGCCAGUCAAUCUGAUUGGCAGCCCUUCUGCUCAGCAAUAUGCUCGGGAUCUCAUUCUUGAAAUUGUUGAAAGUGAUCAAAAGGGGAUCAGUGUCAAAGACCUUCAUCGUGACCGUGAAGAUAUACAUGGCAAGAUUAACGAUGCUAUUGUUGUCCCCGGUGAGGCCGUUGGCAUGAUAAUCGGGAAAGGGGGUGAGUCGAUUCGCGAAAUGCAAAAUCAGACAGGAUGCAAGAUCAAUGUGUCUACGGCCACAGGACGUGACAUCGAACGUGAGAUUGGUUUGAUAGGUACACGCCAUGCUAUCGAUGCGGCAAAACGUGCCAUCAUGGAAAAGGUCGACACAGUUCGUGCUCGAUCACAGGCUCGAGAAACCCGCGAUGACUAUACCGACCAUUACGCAGGACAACAGCAGCAGCAGCAACAGCAACAGCCUCCUCCCGGAUACCCUCCUGCCGCAGCUCCCGCCGUUCAACUUGGUGGGCCACCACCGCCAGCUGGUGCAGCAGAUCCAUAUGCAGCAUAUGGCGGAUAUCAGAAUUAUCUGUCCAUGUGGUAUGCAGCUAUGGCAGCUCAACAGCAAGGUGGUCAAGGUCAAGGUGAGCAACGAUAA
Molecule: messenger RNA, 1596 nt
Organism: Exophiala aquamarina CBS 119918
Lineage: Eukaryota; Fungi; Ascomycota; Eurotiomycetes; Chaetothyriales; Herpotrichiellaceae
Exons: 4
Coding region: 1-1596 (531 amino acids)
Biological process (GO): regulation of gene expression
Cellular component (GO): cytoplasm; nucleus
Molecular function (GO): mRNA binding
Source: RefSeq, a predicted model, not a curated record